Messenger RNA from Prosopis cineraria, 393 nucleotides. Its product is annotated as auxin-responsive protein SAUR64-like. Lineage: Eukaryota; Viridiplantae; Streptophyta; Magnoliopsida; Fabales; Fabaceae. The transcript has a single exon. The record is from RefSeq and is a predicted model, not a curated record. Bases 1 to 393 code for a protein of 130 amino acids. Gene Ontology annotation, biological process: response to auxin.
AUGGCAAGAAACUGGCAGAAACUGGUAGCUGGUAAGCGCAAGAGGAUAUCGUGCAAAAGAGAGGACGUGGACAUGUAUUCUUCGGCGGCGAACAAGGGCCAUUUCGUAGUUUACAGUACAGAUCAUAAGCGAUUCGUGGUUCCCCUCAAGUAUCUCAAAAGCAACGUCUUCAAGGAGCUGCUCGAAUGGUCCGAGGAAGAGUUUGGACUGGCUUCCAGCGGACCUCUUUUGUUACCUUGUGAAAGCGUCGUCUUGGAGUAUGUAAUCUCGUUGGUAAAGGAAAGAGUCCCAGAAGAUGUACAGAAGGUUUUAAUCGCUUCUAGGGCUACAUGUCAUAGCCAUGCAUCAUCUCUUGCUCCAACACCCCCACAAGCCAUAAUCCACGGCUAUUAG